AUGGAGGAGAAUGCAAACUAUGCAGACGAUUUAAGCGGAUUCGACUAUAUCUUAAAUGAAGAAAUUGAUAAGGAAAAAAAUAAAAGAGAUAAAAAUAAAUUUGAUAUAUACGAGGAAUAUGAAUUAUUAUUAAAUAAAAAAAAAAAAAGACGAAAUGAAAAUAUCCAUAAUAAUAAUUAUAAUAAUAAUAAUAAUAAUAAAAGAGGAAAUUAUGGAAAUAACGAAAGUUUUUUACUGAGCCAUUUCCAUAAAGGUAUAAUAGAUAACAAAUUUUCAAACAAUUAUAUUUUUAAUGAUUAUAUAUUCUUAAGAGAAUAUGUCUAUAAGAAUAAUUUAUUAAAUGAUGAUAUAUUUUUUAAAAAAGAAGAAACCAUUAUACAAAAAAGAAAAGAAAGAAAGAAAUUACUAAAUAGUAAUGAAGAUAUUAGUGAUUUUAUUAAAAUAUAUGAUUGUAACAACAAUUAUCCUCCAAUGUACAUACAAAAAAGGAAAGACGACAAAACGAACAAUAUAAAUCAUGAUAAUGUGAAUACAUGUGUAGAAACGCAAAGUGAGGAACACACAUCAGGACAUAAUAAUUUCCUGAGAAAAAAUAAUAAAGAUUUUAGGAAAUUAUUAGAAGAAUUGUUAAUACAAAUUAAGGAAGAAGAUAAAAUUAUUAGUGAAUUGAAAAGGAAAAAAGAACAAGAAAAAAAAAAUGAAGAGGAAAAAUUCAAAGAGGAAAAUUUGACAGACAUAGAAGAGAAAAGAAAAAAACAAACAAACAAUUAUCAUCAUAAUAAUAACAAUAUAAAUGUUGAAGAUAAAUUAAAAUAUGAUAUCAUAAAAAAUAAAUUAAAAGAAUCCAAUCCAAAUAUGUAUAAUAACACCUUUUCUUCAAAUAUGAAUAGAGGAAAAAAAAAAAAAAAUGAUGAUGAUAAUGAUGAUAAUAAUAAUAAUAAGAAGAUGAAUAAAAAUAUAAAUUUUGUAGAAAAAUAUCGAGCUAAAUAUUUUUCUGAAUUAUUAACAGACGAAUCAAUCAAUCUUGAAGUCUUAUUAUGGUUAAAGAAAUGGAAUGAUAAAAUAAGAAAUGAAAAAAAUAUAAAUACAUAUAAUGAUAUUAAAACAGAACAAGUAAUAAAAGAUAAUGAUUUUGAAAGGGUUUUGUUAUUAGGAGGGUCAUCAGGAAAAGGAAAAACAACAUUAGCUUAUGUUAUUGCUAAUCAUUUCAAAUUUAAUAUUAUCGAAAUAAAUGGUAGUGAUGAUCGAAAUAAAGAAACACUCAUACCCUUUAUAGAAUCUGUUGUAUGUAUUAAUUCUGUUACUUCAAAACCAAAUUUAUGUAUCAUAGACGAAAUCGAUGGUUUGUCUAGUACACAUCAAAAUAUUGAUAGUAUAAUGAAAUUUUUAAAUAAAAAAGAUAAAAAAAAUAAAAGCAUUAUAAAAAGACCUAUUAUAUGUAUAUGUAAUGAUAUAUAUCAUAAAAGUUUAAAGGAAUUAAGGAAAAUUAGUAAAGUAGUUAUUGUGGAAAAUAUUAAUAUAGAAAUGUUAAAAAUACGAAUCAAUUAUAUUUGUGAUAAAGAAAAUAUUAAAAUUAAUAAUGAAGCUAUAAAUAAGCUAAUAGAUAUAUGUAAAAGUGAUAUACGAUCAAUAUUAAAUACUAUAUAUUUUUUAAGCAUAGGUUCAAGAAAUACUACACAUGUACAAAAUAAUAAUAGUAUAUCUACCUUUGGUGAACCUAAAGAAAAUAAAGGUAAGUAUAUAAUAGGAUAUCAAAAUAUUACUUCCACACAAAAUAAUGCAUAUACAACAACAAGUAUUAAUAAUAUAUAUGAUGAUUCAAGUAAAAACAAAAAGGUUGUUAUAAUAAAUAUAGAACUAUUAAAUUCGUACUUAUUUUAUAAAGAUGCUAAUAAUAAUUAUAUAGAACUAUUAAAUAUGAUAUAUGUAAAAAAUAAAAAUAAAAAAAUAACAAAGAAAUUAUUACAAGAUUGUCAUGAUUUUUUUUAUAUUAAUUUAGCUAAUGAAUAUAAUUAUACACAAUCAUAUUAUUAUAUAUAUGAUAAUUUAUUAAAUAUACCAUUUAAUGAUUUUGAUUUUUGUAAAUUAUCUUAUUGUUUAGAUUUUUUAUGUUUCUGUGAUAAUAUCGAAUAUGAACAAAAAAAUAUUUUAAAUUAUUCUUUACAAAAAACACUUUAUUAUGUUGUUUAUUUAUUUAUUAUAACCAUUCAUUUAAAUACCAAUUCUCAUAUUCAAUAUAUACUAAUUAAUAAUAGUCAUAGUAAUUAUUUCCAAAGAAAAAAAAAUCAAGUACAAAAAAUUAAAGAUAAUUUUGUAAAUGAACAAUUUGGUGUUAUAACAUAUAAAUAUAUAUAUUCGAAACAUUUUUUUUCUGAAAUUAUUAAUUAUCUUUUUUCCUUUUUCUAUAUGAAUGAAUUUUUUUUUAAAAAUGUACAUUUAUGGGGUAAAUAUUCAUAUUAUAAUGAUUUAGAUUUACCAAAGUAUAUAUUAGUACCAUAUGAAUAUAAAAAUAUUAAUAAAUUUAAAACAUUCUGUAUCAAACUUUUAUAUAUUAUGACUCUAUUCAAUAUAUCCUUUACAAACAUAUCUAUAUCAGCAACUUCAUCAAAUGGAUUCCCUAAUAAUACUAUCACAAACAAUAUUAAUCAAAAUCAAAAUAUAAAUAAAAAUAUAAAUAAAAAUAUAAAUACAAAUCAAAAUAUAAAUCAAAAUAUAAAUAUAAAUACAUAUACACAUCCAAACUAUAAUGAAAAAUUUAAUUCUUAUAAAAAUUCAUCAAAAGAUAAGUUAUAUAUAUUUGAUCCAUUCGUAGACGAUAUUCUAAUUUUUGCAGAUAAAAAAAUUCAUCUUUUUUCAAAUUCUCAAAAUAUUAAUAGUAAAUAUAUCCCACCUAAUGUUAUUACAAACACUUUUCAUUUCAGAACAUUAACUAACUUCCUAAAUACUCAAGUAUGUGAAAGCUUAAACGAAUUAAAAAAAUGGGUUAAUAAUACAUCUAUUCAAAUUCAUAACAAAAAAAAUCUCAUGGACCAUAUGCAAAUUAUUAAGGCACACAAAAAAAACAAUCUUAAUAAUCAUAAUAAUCUUAACAAAUCAACAUUCGAAGUUACAUAUUGUCCAAAUUUUCAUAUAUCAUUAACGGAUAUGAUUUUAAUAGCAUAUCAAAAUUCCUAUACCAAAUCUUUUCAAACCUAUUUUGAACACGAACAAAAUAAUCAAAAUAAUACAAAACCCAUAAAUAAAGAUGAUCAAGAAAAACAAUUCAACGUUCAACACAAUAUUCUUAAAACGAAAGUCCUAUUUAAUAAACAACAUACUAAUCUAACCAUCUCAGAUCUAGUUACACAAGAAAAACAAUACAUGAAAGAUACCAUAAAUAAAGAUAUACAAUUAUAUUUCGCAGGCAGAUAUGUAAAGACAAAAGGAUCUUACAGAAAUAUUGAAGAACGAUGUAAUGCAGUCUUACAACCAUUAAACUUUUAUAUAUAUAAAAUUGAUUAA
Molecule: messenger RNA, 3501 nt
Organism: Plasmodium reichenowi
Lineage: Eukaryota; Apicomplexa; Aconoidasida; Haemosporida; Plasmodiidae
Product: replication factor c protein, putative
Exons: 1
Coding region: 1-3501 (1166 amino acids)
Cellular component (GO): nucleus
Molecular function (GO): ATP binding; ATP hydrolysis activity; DNA binding
Source: RefSeq, a predicted model, not a curated record